ACGGUUUUCAUCUCGCUUCCGUGUCUGCUGUGCUUUGUUUCAGUAGCCGCCGAUUGUUAUUGCUAGAAGUACCAUGUUGUUUUGCUGUCGCAGUCAGAAGUGCCGAAAAACGUUGACACGACUCGCCAAAGCAAGAUCGGCGGAGUGUUUAUCUCAGGCUUUCCCCGUUUCGUUAAUUUCAGGGGCAGAAAGGGAGGAGCCACUUUUGGUCUGAAACCCGUAACGGACAAGUUGGACAGUACACCACUUCUUUCAUCAAUUCCUUCGCCCGUUGAUUUUCUAGUAGGGCUGUGCAUAAAGAAAAGAAUUAAGCAAAAAAAAUUAUCUGACCGCUAAAUCGGCUGCCUGGUUUUUUAUAAAAGAUUCCUUUUUCCCCGUCUUUCGCUCUUCUUCCUUUCAUCAUGUCCUCUGCUGCCCAAGACGAAUUCAACCAACUCCUCCACAACAGCAAGGUGAAAUACUCCUCUCACCCCGAAGAUCGUGACCGUGCCUCGAGCCCCUCCGACACCGAAGAAGACCCCCCAACAAAUCCCCCCUCCGAAGACGACGACGACGACGACAUGCGUUCGCGAACAGCAACCUACCACGUCCCCAACACCGUUUUCGACGCCAACACAGGUCCCAAGGGCGUCAUCGCCGACGCCCAGGCCUUUGAGCGCGCCAGGAAACAAUCCCACCGCCGGACACUGGGUGGGCUCGUCUCGGAUGACACAACGCCCUUGAACCACUCCCCGCCACGGGAUGGGGCCAAGGAUGACGAUGAGGAGGGCUUCAUGCGCAGGUGGCGGGAGUCGAGGAUGCAUCAAUUGCGGGGUCGGAAUAUGAGACGGUUGAGUCCGAGGAGGAAGAGGUUCGGGAGUGUGGAUACGGUUGAUGCGGCGGGGUAUCUCGAUGCUAUUGAGCAGGUCACGGCUGAUACGAUUGUUGUGGUUUGUGUUUAUGAUCCCGAGUCCAGUGCUAGUGGUAUCGUUGAGGAUUGUCUCAACACCAUUGCCCGCCGGAAUGUCACUACACACUUUGUCAAACUUCAUCAGGAAAUCGCUGAGAUGGACCACAUCCAGGCUCCGGCUUUGCUGGCCUACCGGGGUGGUGAUGUCUUUGCUACCAUUGUGGAGAUAUUCAGACAAAUCCCCAAAGGCCGUGCCUGCAGUGCUGACAGCCUCGAGGAGUUACUCAAACAAUAUCGGGUAUUAUAGUAAUAAUACUCUUUAUUUUUAUGCUUGAUGAGAGCCAUCGCUAGCAAAACGGAGCACAGCAGGCGUACAGGUUUCAUGUUUUUUUUUUUUUUUUUUUUU
This is a messenger RNA of Aspergillus ruber CBS 135680, 1295 nucleotides long. Its product is annotated as phosducin family protein. Gene Ontology annotation, biological process: regulation of G protein-coupled receptor signaling pathway. The transcript is spliced from 3 exons. The record is from RefSeq and is a predicted model, not a curated record. NCBI's taxonomy places the organism in Eukaryota, Fungi, Ascomycota, Eurotiomycetes, Eurotiales, Aspergillaceae. Bases 402 to 1196 code for a protein of 264 amino acids.